This is a messenger RNA of Plutella xylostella (diamondback moth), 1248 nucleotides long. The record is from RefSeq and is a predicted model, not a curated record. Lineage: Eukaryota; Metazoa; Arthropoda; Insecta; Lepidoptera; Plutellidae.
AUGCUGAACAGAGAAUCCAGAAUAGAACAAGAAGUACACCUAGACCGCCUAGACCCCCGCCCCCUCACCCCGCGCGUGCGAGCGAGACAGGAGACCGCGGGGGAGCGAGACGGCACUAGCAUCGUCAGCACGCUGAAGCAGAGACUGCGCUCUUCUACCAAGAGCUGCAAGUGCCACGCGCCGUUGUUGAUGGAACGACAGGACCAGGGGCCUAGACACAGCGCAAGCAACAUGACCUUGCCCCCCUCCCCGCCCGCCCCGCCGGAGCGACGCAGCGCGCGGGGGGCGGGGCGGGGCGCGCGGGGGGUACACUGUGACGUCACCGUCACCGUCCCCGCCGCACAGACAGAGCGAUGCAGCCCGCGGAGGGCACACAGUGACGUCACUGCCAGCUCAGCCCCUAAGCAGGCGAAGAAACGCAUCCUCCCAUCGCCCCGAGUCCGCAACAUCAGCAUCCAGAGCGUGACGCGGCGCGACGGCAGCAGCAGCACGCGCCCAACCAGUCGCCGGACUGAUGGCCCGACCGGUCGCCAGCCGGCGGGCGGCGCGACCAGUCGACCGACCAGUCGCCCGACCACCUGCCCCGCGCGGCUAACAGACGACGGACCAGAGAGAAGUGCUGCUUUGCGCUGGUCUCCAUCAGACGAGUUGUUCUCCCGCGUGGCGCGGCUUCAGGACGCUCUAGACGACGGGGCGCGGCGCUGGGCCCGCCCCCGCCCCCCGCCGCCCGCACCCCCCGCGCCGGGGGUGGGGGCGUGUCGCGGGGGCAACAAAUCACACCACAGUCCCCCUGAAGCCGGCCAAGAUACGGCCCAAAAGGCUCACAUCGAGGACCCACAACCGUCCACCAGCGCCUCCCCGACGCACGCUAAAAAUGACUUUUACGCCAUCGUUGUCUCGUCCACCCCCGUGAAGUCACCUAGAAAGUCCCCAUCACCAUCCAGGGAACUUGAAGCAGCAGAUGACGAGCAGGAGGCGCUCACGGACGAAGACUGGACGGACAUCGAGAGUGUGGCCAGUGGAAGGGAGAGCCUUCUUCCUCCCGUUAUUGGGAAGCACACCGGUGUCUGUAAGGACCUAGCUACAGCCAGGGCACGGGAAUAUCUCAUGGCCGGCAAAGGGGCCAUAGAGUCAGCCAAUAACUUAAAAAGAGAGAUCCGGACGAUCGCUGUGGAACAGCUAUCCAACCUCUAUGAAAUGGUCCUAUAUCUUGCUGACUCAAGAAACAGGCACAAGCUCCUCAGAUAG